This is a messenger RNA of Fomitiporia mediterranea MF3/22, 2192 nucleotides long. RefSeq lists its product as uncharacterized. The coding region runs from base 35 to 1948 and encodes 637 amino acids. The record is from RefSeq and is a predicted model, not a curated record. The transcript is spliced from 4 exons. NCBI's taxonomy places the organism in Eukaryota, Fungi, Basidiomycota, Agaricomycetes, Hymenochaetales, Hymenochaetaceae.
CUUUCGACCGUUUCCGCCAUCUAUAUCCACCAUAAUGCAGCUCGCUUCACCUACACCGCGCUUGGGCUCUUUGCUCAGGCCCAUGGCUUCGUCAGCAACGACCACUACCAGUGUCCCGACGAGUAGUUUGGGGGGUUCAGGGGGUGAUCUAGCUCGCCCGGCUCGCUAUGUGCACUUUAUCGCAAGAUCGCCGGGUCAGCCGGCGACGACGUUGGACGAUCUUGAACAGCUCCAUGACAAGUUGGCGAGUCGCAUGUCCGAAGGCAAGCUCAAGUCAGACGAUAAAAUGGUCAUGGAUGGCUUAACCAUCAUGUGCGAUAAUUUGAAAUUGAUUCGAGACUCGCUGAAGACGAGGAACAACAAGGUCGAUGCGAAUCUAUCAGAACACGACAAGAAGUUGCAUGAGACGGAACAGGCCCUGGAAGCAAUCAAAUAUCGUUUGGAUGACCAGGAGGGUGCUCUCAUCGAAGUAACGGAGACCCAGAGACUUUUGAUCGGUCUCGCCCGCAAGUAUCGUUCCUUCGCGGACGCGACGCUCUUACGUAGCCUGCUCGACGAAAGUCGGUUUCAUGUCGCAAUGACAUUUGUGAAUGUCAUCCCAAACGAGUUCAUUACGGAUGUCAUCAUGAAUAAGUACGACCAGUCCAGGACAUCCGUCCUCUGGUUUCGUUUCAAGGAGGUGCUCGAUGCCGUGUACAUGAAGUUCCAUGAAUCCGAUGGCGAGUAUCUCUAUCAGACCAAGCCGCUGCUCGAGUCCGAUCUUCCUUUUACGGAAAUAUACGUCGGCCAGGUCAGCAGAACGGCGAGUUACGAUAGUAACGUCGGUGUGGUGCUGGAGGGCGAAAACGACGAUCUCGCGUUGGUCCGCAAGCUUGGAUUUUUCGUCCCGAUGAUAAUCCUAUACUAUACAAAGCAGAAGCGCGACAUUGAACUCGUGGAAAGGAAGCGCCAUAAGCAGCUCGUAAAGAGCGCUAGACUGGAACGUCUAGCCGCGACGCUGGAAGGUCAGCAGAAUACCGCGAAACCCAGUGCCCCGGUGGACCCGCGGGAUCCUCACCGGUUCGACUUAGGAGUGGCAGGCAGCAUUAGAUCGAGGGAGCUCUGGAUUGAAUUUCAAGCCGCAAGAGAGGAGGCGAAGAGGCAGGAGAGAGAGGCGAGAGAGGCGAGAGAGGCAGCCAAGACGGGCAGGAAGCGCAAAGGUCCGGACGACCCAGACUCUGGUGAGGAACGUAAACCGGACAAGGGCAAACAUGGAUCGCGUUCUCGCCAAGGAGGAACCGAGUCUGGAGGAUCAGGAUCGCAUGAUAUUAUCGCCAGCCCUCGUGUGGAACCGAGUGACCAUUCCUCUACGCUUACCGACCUGCCAGAAGACGCGGAAAUGGACGACGCUGAGGACAAACCGCUGGAUUCAGACGCGGAAGCGCGUGCAGAAGGUGCCGCACGUAUCCGGAAGGAUUCCGUUGCAUGUCAAGAGCUCGUGAGGCUCCUCACCUUGGAGUACGACGCAAAGAUGCGUGAUUACCAGACCGUUCGCAAAGGUCUUCAGGUUGUUCUUGAUGAUUCGCUGCGCAUUCUUGCUGUUCUUCAGGAAUCACUGGUGAGAAUUGCGACGAAUCAGUUCACUCACUAUCGUCCCGAGCAUCUCGAUGACUACUUCAAUGCGGCGAAACGCGUUGAAGAUAUUGUCAUUUCAACCGGCAUUGAGCUCACCGGUCGUCCGUCAGAUCUCAAGGGUGAAACGCAGAAGUUGACGAAGAUUCUGUACAAACUGGAGGAUUACUAUGAUAAAAAACUCACGGAUAUCGAGGAGCAGAUCGAUAAAUACCUUGAAACGAACUUUGCUGGAGGCGAAGCGGAGCACAACAUUGCUGGCGUUAAUUACGAUGUUAUCAACCUCGUACUCAAAUUGGAACAGUUGCAGCGGAACAGGGCAACGAGCAAAGAAUAGUAGGGUGCGACCUCAGACAUUUCGUCAUCGUCACCAGGCAGGUUUCUAUGUAUGUACUGCUUUCGCGUAAGGCUUUUUCCUUCUCUAACCAAAUGUAUGCACGGCCCACUCUUUUUCACUUUGUUAUGAAUGUUUACGGGCCUUUCCUUCUCUGUGUUUAUGUAUGCUUUACUCGUAGUAGUAGUUGGUGUGAAGCUGAUCGGAUGUAGUACUUUAGGAUUGUCAAUAUAUGCUUAUGUUUGUG